Dentiscutata erythropus is the source of this 121-nucleotide messenger RNA. The record is from the annotation of a GenBank genome assembly. Lineage: Eukaryota; Fungi; Glomeromycota; Glomeromycetes; Diversisporales; Gigasporaceae.
UAUAGAAGAACAAGAAGUAAAGUCAACCCUUAUAGAAAUGAAAAAAACACAAGAUUUGUAUAAGAAGAAAGAAGAGAUCCUAGCUAUGAUUGGAAAAAGAACUUUAAUCGAAGAGUUUUGA